Phaedon cochleariae (mustard beetle) is the source of this 914-nucleotide messenger RNA. The record is from the annotation of a GenBank genome assembly. Lineage: Eukaryota; Metazoa; Arthropoda; Insecta; Coleoptera; Chrysomelidae.
AUGUCGAAACUUUUCACCGAAUCAGUCUACCUCAUGACUUUCCGUGUUAAUGAACUCUCCACAGACUAUUAUAUCGAUUCGUUUCAAUUCCAGUUGAAUAAGAGCACCUAUAACCGAGUUGUCCUGAAAGAUGUCCAACCAGAAGUGAGCGGAAGAUACAAAUGCGAGGUAUCUUCAGACGCCCCUAACUUUUACACCUUCAUGGUUUCUGGAUACAUGUUCGUUAUUGAUAUCCCUGAAGGAGAUCCAGUAGUGACAGUCGAGAAAGAACUCCUAGAAAUAGGAUCUAUUAUCAGAGGCAAUUGUUCUUCACCUGCGUCUUACCCACCAGCAAACGUGACUUGGUUCUUGAAUGGUAAAGAGGUGAACACGGCUCAUAUUAGGAGAUCCCAGCGGCCUUCUGUGUCUAGCAAGAGCGUAACCACCACUUCAAGCAAUCGUCGAUCUCCAACUAUAACUGUUGCCAAUAUAGAAGUAGAGGUAGAUGAAAAUACAUUUAGAGAAGGGAAAGCCAGACUGCGCUGUGCUGUUAACAUACUCGAUCUUUACAAAAAGAGCAGAGAGGUAGUUUUAGAAGAAGAUGGACCGAGGCCAAUGCUAUCUUUGGUUUUGGGAACACCGGUAGUAGAAUCAGGUUCACCAGAUAUCUUCAAUUCCAACAUUUUUCUUUUUUCGUGUAUCAUCGUGUUUUUACGGUAACAGACUAGUUCGAACUGGAAGAACUGGAAGUGAAUUGACAAUUGAUCAUGGCAGGGAUGUUUUUAGUGAAUUGAACUGUGACAUUGUUAAUAGUGGAAAAUAUCAGUGCGAUCUAUUGAUUUUUUGAUCACAGGUAUUAUAGAAAGUACUACGCUGAGCCUAGAGAAUAAGUAUAUGCAACAUUCGAAUGCUCACGUUUAGAUCGUGUGGAUAGU